CCUUGAGCACAAAAGGGACAGCGAAUAUCUGGGUGAUAGGGAUGUGUACAAUGAGGAAAUGUUGGACACCCUUCGACACUGAUGGUGGCGGCUGCAAUAGAGAUAAUGUUGAUGGCAUAGGUGAUGAAUUCCGCAGCCAAGACGCACCGCACAUAGAAGACAAAGGAGGGGCCGAUCUCAGCCAGCGUGGGGGGGCAAAUGAAGAAGAAGAAGAAGAAGAAGAAGAAGAAGAAGAAGAAGAAGAAGAAGGGGAGGAGGAGGAGGAGGAAGAAGAAGAAGAAGAAGAAGAAGAAGAAGAAGAAGAAGAAGAAGAAGAAGAAGAAGGGGAGGAGGAGGAGGAAGAAGAAGAAGAAGAAGAAGAAGAAGAAGAAGAAGAAGAAGAAGAAGAAGAAGAAGAAGAAGAAGAAGAAGAAGAGGAGGAAGAAGAAGAAGAUGAUGAAGAUGAUGAAGAUGAAGAAGAAGAAGAAGAAGAGGACGCUGGCAAAGAGGAAGGAGAAGGAGAGGGAGGGGGAGAGGGAGAGGAAGGCGGAGGGGAAACGAUUGUGUGCGUGGCAGUGCAAAAUGGAGUGCUUGAGAUCGGGACGACGCAGAUGGUCCCUGAAGAUCUGCCCCUGGUGCUGCUUUUGCGAUCCGUCUUCAAUGGAAAGAAGGAUGUCCGACAGCUGGCGGAAGCUAACGAUCGGCUCUUUGCUCCAGCUGCUAGCCUUCACGCAAGUGCUGUUUUUGCUGCAGCUAUCGCUGCUGCUGUUGCAGCCCAUGCUGGGAGCACAGAGACCGAGUCACAGACUCAGCAUACGAAGGCAGUGCCGGAGGCGCUUUUAUUGGAGGGGAAAUCGGAGACUGGUUCUAGCACCGACAAGGAUUCGAGGAGCCAGUCUGUGACGUCGAAGACCACAUCAGCCUGCCGAUCACCUUGUCUGUCAAGCAUGAGCGAAAACAGACUGCAGAGCUUAGUCGACCGCACCAGAUCGAUGUUAACGAUAGUGGCAGAAGAGUCCAAGUCCCGAGCUGGAGAGGACACGUCUGCAGAAACAGCUUGCCAAGUAUCUGCAAAUCAGGGAAGCCAGACACUACGGGCAUCUGUAGAUUCUGUGGUACCUGUUAGCGGAGACGCUCCUCACGGAAGCGAUUUGCCUGUCAGCAGCACGUGGUGGGACGAGCUACCGGAGAGUAUCGUCUACAAUCUCCCCCUGCAUAAGGAACCCGCUGCCUGCCCAAGCGGGCCUUCAUGUACACCGCGGGAAGAUAGCAGAUGGAUUUCGGAAGACCGUUCCGAUCAAGACAAUGCGAAAGAAUCAGUAAACGGGGAUGUGGCCUGCGAGUGGGUCAGGAUAACAGCGUCAGAAGAAAGGGGAGACGGCGGCCAGGAGAAGGGCUUGGUGAAGGAGGGUGAUCUUCUGAUGGAUCUUCCUGACUUGGAAUUAUCGUAUGCCAAAGACUCCCUGGAUUUGUUGUCAAUGAACCCACUUUCAGAUCCCUUGAGAGAUUGGCCAUGGGACGAGCAGCAAGUGCGAAUAGGUGACGAGGACCCAUACCUCACUUCACUAAUGGCCCCUGAUCAGGUGUCACCAGUCCCAGUCACCUCCCCAGAGAGUCAAUACGUGGCAUGCACUGCACCGCUGCACACGACUGCAUCGGCAUGCUACUCCGCAGCAACGGAGCCUCGCUCUGAUAGCUGCAGGAGUGAAAGUGUUAAUCGUGAUGGUGUCCCCAGCUCAGAGAAACCGAAUGCCAAGUUGGCGCAAUCAUCUUCAGUAACCUUCAGGAGCGACGGUGAUUCAAGCUCAGGGGUGAGCGUCAGCGUCAGCGAAGCACCAAAUCUCCUUGCUCACACGAAUGGAGUCCCAAAACUCUCGACAACAAAUCAUCCAAUCCUUGCUCAGACCAAAGGUUCACACAGCUACAGUCACCACACGGGCCUCGACGGCCUCGACCAUACUAGAAGAGGUGCUGACAUUACAAAUGGAGUCCAGAGCGUUCAUAGAUCUGUGCAUCAAGAGGAUCAGCAGCGUAACUCUAAUGAUCCAGUGCGAAGCAUGAAGAGGAAGCAGAAAGAGAGCUCGGGAAACAUGGACUGGAAUGCAAACUCUUUAUUGGCCACAAAACCUGAAACAGAAAAGAGGACAUGCAACAAGCAUCCUGCAAGGCAUGCUGCGCCAGAACCGGAGCCAGAGUUAAGGCACAGACAAGGUCCGGAGAUUGCCGCUUUGUUGCCUCCCUCCAUCCACAGAAGUAGGAGUGGCACCCAUGGAAGUGGAAGCAUGUCAUCCUAUUUGCAGCCUGCAAAGCUGGGGGAGGACAGUGUGGGAAUGGUUGUAAACGGCAGCGGCCCAAGGCAAGUGGCAAAUGGAGAUGAGCCAGCACUCAAGAGGCUGAAGCGGGAAACAAAGCUUGCCCCAAAGAGUUUUCCCAAGCUGGAGGGGAAUGACUGCAUUACUUUUGUGGGGCCCAUAGACAGCUCCACCGCCGAUCCCCUUGUACGAACAACAAUGCGACCAUCGCCACUGUUUGUCGCUCCACAGCAGCCACGACUGUCGCCACAGCCGCAGGCGCAGUCACUCCAGCAACCACCAAGUUUUCUCAAGACUCCAGACCUGGCCACCAAUGAGGUCCUGGGACCGACUUCUGCUUCCUACGUUCAUCCGGUUUCUCAGCCUCACCCUGGGGAAAGGCGUGAUGACCUGAGCUUCUUCACGAGCACGUUGCUGACAUCCAGUUCAUUGACGCUUCCAGGCUCCAAUCGACAUGGUGAACGAUGUUUGCCUGGAGGCGACUCACUGGCAGGUUGCGGCGGGAUUGCUGCAGGGGCUCCAUUUACGACACGUUUUAGUGCAGCUCGUGGAGUUGGUCCGGAUUCAAGAAGCAAUAUGGGCUCAUCUGCCGUCCUUCACGCAGAUGAUGCGAACCUGGUGGCCAGAACUGAAGCGGUUUCAGACCGUAUCAAGGAGUCUCAGGCAGGGCCCCUUACCUUGGAACAAGAGGCGCGAUUACCUCCUGCAACCUUCUCGUCCUUGCCUUUGAGACCUCCGCAGCAGCUCGUGCUGAACAGUGGAGGAGGUGAGGUUCAGAGCAGUCUAAACCAACUUGUAAGCACACCAGCCCCUUUCUCAUCCAGAUGGGAGGGAGAUUUACGUGCAAUGACAAUGUCAGCAGUGACAUCGAGCACCACGACUUGGGACGACCGAUCCGGAAAAAGGAUGGAUGGCCACAAUAGCAACGUUCGGUUGGCGUCCAAUCUGCCCUCAAGUCUUACUUGCCCUUCAUUUGAUUGCACUCCACGUCUUGACAGUCGUGGAGACGUGUGGAAGUCGGAGAUCACCACCCGCCAUGAGACAAGUUACUCCAACCAGGGUUGGUGUUGUUUGAGCGUAUCCGAUGGAAUGCAACGCUCGAAUGACUGCAGCUUGGCAGAGACAGUGGCGCAACCGGCAGGGGAGGUAUCGGCAAGGGGCAAGGGGGGACGGUGUCGAGAAGGAAACUGGUCACAAAGGGAGGCGAUUCCAAGUUUGUCAUCGGUCGACAUCACUCAGUUUCACCAAGCCAGCUCCUCACCAGCGAAGAACUCCAUUGGCACUAAGCCGAUAGUUGAUGGUGUCCGUCUGGACACCCCCUCGCAUGUUCAUCAUACGAGACAAAAGGCACCGCUCCGGUCCAAUCAGACAGAAGCUUCUACUGCUGCUUUACAGAACUUCCACAAGGGUGACCUAGAACAGAGUAGUAUGGUGCCGUUUAACGUGCAAGCCGAGCAACAAUUAAGUCCUUCCACGGAGAUGCGAGAUGGAGCAGAAGCUUCCCUAGUAAGUUUUCUGGGCGGGUUGCACAACUUUCACCCUCGCUGUCAGGAAGGCAAUGGAACACGCCCUUUCACAGACAUCCUGAACAAAGAUAUACUGCCCAUUGAUAUGCCAACAGGAGCAGACAACUACGCUGAUUGGCCUUGGGAGGUGGCCGGGAUUAACAACAGAGAGGCCUUGCCGCAAGGGGUGAAGAGGAAAUGGACAGCUGAGGCUUUGACAAGAGCAAUCCUGAAGACGACGUCACCUUCGCAGUCCUUGGCACCUUCAUGGCUCCCAAAUCUGUGGUGGUCUGCAGACGACAUCCCUGUCACAACACGCUAAGAUCAUCGAGGUCAUCAGGUAAACUCCCAUUAAACUUUUUUCGCUCUCCUCCUCUCUCUAUCUUACAUGUGGUGUCAUUUUGCUGUGCUAGUGGAGUGGGGCAUGGGAAGGGGGAGGGAGGAGGGAGGAGGGGAGGAGGGGAGGAGGGGAGGAGGGAUUAAAGAACCUAGAAAUUGUGCAAGACUAA
Molecule: messenger RNA, 4305 nt
Organism: Chara braunii
Lineage: Eukaryota; Viridiplantae; Streptophyta; Charophyceae; Charales; Characeae
Source: the annotation of a GenBank genome assembly